Cuscuta epithymum is the source of this 1277-nucleotide messenger RNA. Lineage: Eukaryota; Viridiplantae; Streptophyta; Magnoliopsida; Solanales; Convolvulaceae. The record is from the annotation of a GenBank genome assembly.
AUUGAAGACUGCUGAAACACCUAAAACUUUUCUUGCUUGCGAUCUUCCAUGGCUUGAAGGAACUCAUGAGAUGUCACGAUUACCGUAUGACCACUCGUUCAACUUACUGGGAAAUCUCGAACAUCUCUUCAACCCAAGAAAAUGGUGUUUUUAAGAAUCUUUUGUUUUCAGAGUUUGUUCCCCGCGGUUCACGCACUCCAAAACCCUAUUACCCAAUCACAUUCUUGUUUUUCAACUAUUGGCCGAUUCUCACGCCUCCUUGUAAUUCACCAGAGAUCUGUUCCCUUUUCGUAUCCUUUCUGCACCAAAACUGAUACGGAUUCAGACAACAUUGAUGUUAGGCCGAACAAACGGAAUAAGAAACCCCUAGAUUUUUUCUUCAAAGAAGCGGUUGGGAUUCUGGAAGCUCUUCCACAUGAUGGACAUGGAUUGGAAACAGGUCAGGUGAGGUGUAAAUUGAGAAAUCUGGAAGAAGAAGUCAGAGUUCUGCAAGAGAACAGUAAAAAGCAAAUAGACGAAAAGAUUGAGAGACGAGAAAGGAAAAUACAGGCAUUGUCGAAGAAGGAUGAUGAAGCUACAGAAAACCAAUCUAUCGCAGGUAGUUUACAGAAAUUAUUUACAAACAAUUCAUUUAACAGUUCAAAGGCUCCAAUGGAAAAGGAUCUUAUGGUUGGGAAGAGGCUAUCAUCUGAAAUGGUUAUGCUUGUCACUCACCUGUAUGAGGAGGGGUACUUCAAAGAUGCAAACUUUUUGCGUAAGAAUAGGUUUGAUAUUACUCGCUUUGAUGAUAGCUAUGCUUUGCACUACAUCAAGCACGCGGUUAGGGAGUUUGCAACUGAUAAACAGGAAGUUGUCAAAUGGUUGUCUGCUAGUGACUUGAAAAAGGUAGCUCUCUUUGGUUGCCCUUCUGUUGUGAAGAAGAAUGUGUAUUCAGCUAAAGUGUUGCGUAGGUUCUUCAAGAUACAAGAAGACACAGUGUGCGGAAAAUGUGGUUUAAGAGAUUCAUGCAAGUUUGAGAAUCAGAAUAUGUGGAACAGUGGUAAUGCCAAAGUGAUUCACCUUCACCAUGUAAUGAGGAUUAUCAUUCUCUAUGCCUUGGAAUCAGUGCCUCAAGAAUUGCAUGUUCCUGAAGAAAUUAAGGAAUCCGUCAACCGGUUGCUUGAGGAGGUUGUUAACCUUAGCAAGGUUUGUUAAUAAAGACUCAAGGAUGAUAAUGUAACAGUCUUUCUAGCAAUAGAACGUUGCAAUUAAGACAAUAAUGAGUUAAUGACUUCGCA